Molecule: messenger RNA, 1746 nt
Organism: Lasiosphaeria miniovina
Lineage: Eukaryota; Fungi; Ascomycota; Sordariomycetes; Sordariales; Lasiosphaeriaceae
Exons: 3
Coding region: 126-1562 (478 amino acids)
Source: RefSeq, a predicted model, not a curated record
GCAUUCGUUCAUACUGUCUUAGGCGGACGAUUCACCACGCAUUUGCCACAUCCGAAAUACAGCAAAAGUUUCUUGAUAUAAGAGAGGAGGACCGAAAUUCUCAGAUCCCGCCGUCAGAUAUCACCAUGACAGAACUACUGCUGCAGUCAGCGCUCGCUGUGAGCAAGAGCAAGCAGCUCAUCGACGAGGUGGCACAGAUUCGCCAGAAGUGCGCGGCUGACCACAAUGACGAAAUCGGCCCUAGCAACACCACCACAGCCACCAGCAGUAGCAGCGGGAAGCCCAUCAUCGAGUGUCCCGACUGCUUUGAGAAGCUGCUCGAGGCCGUCCGGUCGCGUUACCUCAACUCGACCGACCACGAGUGGUUCUCGUCGCGGCGCGCCUUCUUGCAAGAGCUCGACACGAUGUGUGCUGACGCCAAGGAGUAUCAGCUGGACCCGCGAGCCAUCGAUGACCGCAUCCAAGAGGAGCGCAGCCGGUGGUACGCCGAGAACGUGCGAUCCUCGUUGCUGCGCCUCAUGGUCGGCGACCCGGCCGGCCGGGAGGCCGUCUUCGAGAAGCUCGAGGGCCCGCCCUCAGACUUUUCCGGGCUAGCAAGGGACAUUGCCGGGAUUCUGCGCAAGGGCCUGGCAUCUCCUGAGGCGGGGAGAGAAUUCGAGGGGGGCGGGGGCGAAGGCGGAGGCGGAGGCGAAGACGAUAUCCCGGCCCGUCUGCUUGCGGCACAGCAGCCCUUGAAGCAGCUCGAAGUCUUGCGGGAAGCCUUCUUCGCCGCCAACGGUUCCGGCGCCUAUGGCGCGCGGUAUGGCGCGGUCCCCAAGGGCCACCAAAAGUACUUCGACAUGCUCAACGACCAUCGUUCCAUGGAGCAUGUCGUCGAGCGUGUCUUGGAGGAAAGGCAAGCAGCAACCGGAGCCCGCGAGCAGACGAGCAGGCUCAGGGAGCGCCUUGAUGAGCUACGGCGAGCGCGAGCCGCUCACGAGCUGCAGAAGUCGAGGAAGCUCAAGAACCGGCAAAGCGUUGGGCAGAGGAUACCUGACGAGCUUUACGACCUCCCGCUAUGCGCCGUAUGCGGCCAUAUGCCAAGCACGAGAGAUUUCCUCUGCUGCCCGAUCUGCGCCAUCCUCGUGCGGCGCAACGUCCAGGAUCACCCAACGGUUUACUGCUCUCCGGAGUGUGAACACAAAGGCCAUACACCGCACACCAAAUCUCAUACCUGCGCAUCUGGAGGCGAGUGCAUCCAGCUGGUCCAGGACGAGGACCAUCUGAUGGGCGAGGACGGGCUCGACACGGGGAGCGAGAUCUACUUUUGCAAUGAGUGCAUGGACUCGAUCAAGCUACCGACCGUGUGGUGUUCGAUACGAUGCGCGGACGCCAACUUCCUACGGCACCGAGGGGCGGUGCACCUUCACACACGGAAGCGAGCUGACCGAGACCGCUUGGACCACUACGCGGCCGACUCUGAGACAGGCUACCACACCAAGGACAUUGCCGCCAACGUCAUGUCCUUCAGCGCCGCCGUCAAGGCAUGGGAGGACCACACCAUGGUCAGGUUACAGAACUGAAAAACAUUCGUCCACUUUCAGCUGCGGGUUGUCCUUGAUGAGUCACGCCAAGUCAGUCGUUGCGGAGGAACAGUUAAUUGCACCGCCCAUUUUUUCGUGGCGAAUAUCAAAUAUCAGAUAUCGAACAAGACAAUAGCCGCCGUGAUGCUGAUGCAUAUGAUACCUGACGACGACUUUGAGCAUU